Molecule: messenger RNA, 1076 nt
Organism: Boleophthalmus pectinirostris (great blue-spotted mudskipper)
Lineage: Eukaryota; Metazoa; Chordata; Actinopteri; Gobiiformes; Gobiidae
Product: replication protein A 32 kDa subunit-like
Exons: 9
Coding region: 101-844 (247 amino acids)
Biological process (GO): double-strand break repair via homologous recombination; DNA replication; nucleotide-excision repair
Cellular component (GO): DNA replication factor A complex; nucleus; chromosome, telomeric region
Molecular function (GO): DNA binding
Source: RefSeq, a predicted model, not a curated record
GUGAUUGUUCUAAUUCAGUUCACCUGAGCAGGUUUAGGCUUGGCUUCUCUUCUUCUGUUUCUGGUUCCUGAUAAUGUGACAAACUAAUGUCAUCUUUAACAUGUGGAAACAAGACACUUACAAUGAGGUUCCAGGUUCAGGCUGGCAGACAGGAGCCAAAGCAGCAGUGACGAAGAAAGCCACUCUCCAGAUCCUGCCCUGUACAGUGUCCCAGCUUCUAUCUGCCUCUCUGGACCACAAUGAGGUCUUUGCAAUUGGGGAUCUGGAGCUCAACCAGGUGUCUCUGGUGGGCAUUAUCCGCAGGUCUUCUCCCUGUGCUACCUACAACCAGUACUUUGUGGAUGACAUGACCGGGCCUCCUCUGACUGUCCGCCAGUGGUUCAAUGCAGAUGAUUCUUCCGAUCAGGUGGACCUUGAACCAGGAGUGUAUGUGAAAGUGCAUGGGAGUCUGCGGAUUUACCUAGGUAAAAAGUCUUUGUUGGCUAUGAACAUCCGCUGUGUCACAGAUAUGAAUGAGAUCACCUCCCAUAUGUUAGAAGUGGUAUAUGCUCACAAGCAGCUCUUUGGAGAGAGUUGUGAUGUGAAUAUGAAUGCAUUACCAGUGUCUUAUGUGCCCGAAACAUCUGAAGAAUACACAACAACAGACUUGUCCAUCAGUCAGGGACAGGUGUGGCAUGUAAUCAGACAGCACUCAGUGAAACGAGAGGGCAUCAGUUUCCAGGACCUGGUCACACUGUUGGACUACAUUGGUAUUCAGGAAAUUAGGAAGUCCUUGGCGUUCCUGAUAAAUGAAGGACAUGUUUUCUCCACCAUUGACGAGAACCAUUUCAAGUCCACACAUUAGCAGAUCAUGUCAAAACAGUUCAAAAUGACUCGAGUACAAUGGUGCAAAACAUGGUUGACAGCGAAGUAGAGAGGUUUUCUGUUCAAAUGUUGUUUGAACUCAAAGUGUGAAAUAUGUUGUAAAUGAUGCUUAAGAAAUUUUGCAUUUUGAAUUGUGUGUGUUUAAAUUGUUCUUCUGCAGAUUUUGUUGUGUGUUUGAUAAAUAUAUUAUAGAAAGAAACUUCAGCUCUAAA